AUGGUUACUACAGUCAAAGCUGAGGGUGCACACAGCAGCAGGACGUCCCCCACCAGCGGCUCCGCUGAGCCGAGGACCACAGGCAGCCAGCUCGCACCUCAGGACCCGUCUGUACCUGGAGCUCCAAGCAGCCACAACGUCACCACGAGCCCUGUGAGCCCAGAGGCUGGGAGCCAAGCCCCCGGGCACACCACAGAGCUGCCCGGCACCACGAAGCCUAGUGUUUCUCUGGUCGUCUCCACCAGCUUCCAGCUGUCCAGCCAGACGUCGCCCAAGUCCCCAGAGGGACAGCAGCACAGCAUGUCCACGGGCAGCCCGGUCACCAUGUCUGGCUCCAGCCUCUCCACACCUCCAGGAAUGCCGACGACACUGAAUCCGCCGGCCAGCUCAGCAGAAACUCAGCAGACGCCCAGCUCGGGACCAACCAGUCCUGCCAGCCCCUCCUUCCUCUCUCCCUCCUCGACCUUCCACUCCUCCCUAGCACCGCAGCCCUCGAGCCCCUCGUGGGGAACCGAGGCAGCCACCUCCAGCGGCCCCACAAGCUCCAGCUCGAAAAUGGCCUCAACCAGCCACCACCGGCCCAGCACGCCUCUUCCCACCUCAGUGGUCCGAGACAGCAGGGUGAGCUGCGGGCCUCCUGAAGCACUGACCAAGCACCUGCUUGUCCUCAACCUCACCAGGAGCAGCCCCUGCACAGAGAGCCUUCCAGAAGACACGUUGGUGACCCUGCUGUGCCAAGCAGCCAAGCCCACCUUCAACUCCACUCGGGACCAGUGCCAUGUGAAGCUGGCACCCAUCCUGGGAAGUCAAGUGGUGGCAGUCAAAGAGAUCACUAUCAAGACGAAUCUGCUCCCACACGCCGUGUUUGAGCUGCUCAAGGACAGAUGGGAGGACCUGAAAGAGGAGGGCGUCAGGGACAUGCAGCUGGAGGAGCAGGGGCCACCGGAGGAGGCCGAGGACCGCUUCAGCCUGCCGCUCAUCAUCACCAUCGUGUGCAUGGCGUCCUUCCUGCUCCUCGUCGCAGCCCUCUAUGGCUGCUGCCACCAGCGCCUCUCCCACAGGAAGGACCAGCAACGACUCACAGAGGAGCUGCAGACUGUGGAGAAUGGUUACCAUGACAACCCAACCCUGGAAGUGAUGGAGACGUCAGCCGAGGUGCAGAAGAAGGUGGUCAGUCUGAAUGGGGAGCUGGGGGACAGCUGGAUCGUCCCCCUAGACAACCUGACCAAGGACGACCUGGACGAGGAGGAAGACACGCACCUCUAGGUGCUCUGCCGCCACCUGCCCCGGCGCUGCACAGCUCCACACUGACCACCUGAAGUGCCAUCGGACAGGGGAAGGACAGUGCCUUCCCAUUCCGGGAGGGAGGGAUGGGGGCGUGGACUCCAGGGUGCCCCCAGGGCCUUACUUUUCCCUUUUCAAGCUGAACACAUCACACUCUGUCUAGAUUCCUCUUAUAAAACAACCCACUAGUGCCUGAGCUCAGUGCUGCUGGAAGGGCAGAGGAGGGGCAGGCGAGGGCCA
Molecule: messenger RNA, 1524 nt
Organism: Ochotona princeps (American pika)
Lineage: Eukaryota; Metazoa; Chordata; Mammalia; Lagomorpha; Ochotonidae
Gene: PODXL
Product: podocalyxin like
Exons: 7
Coding region: 1-1266 (421 amino acids)
Biological process (GO): regulation of microvillus assembly; cell migration; negative regulation of cell-cell adhesion
Cellular component (GO): apical plasma membrane; microvillus membrane
Source: RefSeq, a predicted model, not a curated record